This is a messenger RNA of Pistacia vera, 872 nucleotides long. RefSeq lists its product as uncharacterized. The transcript has 3 exons. The coding region runs from base 192 to 872 and encodes 226 amino acids. The record is from RefSeq and is a predicted model, not a curated record. Lineage: Eukaryota; Viridiplantae; Streptophyta; Magnoliopsida; Sapindales; Anacardiaceae.
UAUUGUCAUUUAUAAAGAAGGAAACAAAUUUUGUUGACAGACUACGUUGCUUCUGUUACUACUACAACUCCAAGAAAAAGCAUGAACGAGAAAGAAGAAACCCUGUAAAGCACUCACACUUCCUCUUCUAUUUUGUCCUGGAGCCGUUUCAAAGAGAGACGAGAACGAUCCUGGCUUUGCUGAGAGAACAAAUGAACGGUGUUGAUCGAAUCAGAACGCCGACGAGGAGAAGAAGUCUAAAGGAACGGCUAGGAUUAAAAAGCAUGGGCUGCUGCGGGACAACCUGGAGUUUCAGACCAAACACGAUUAACUUAAGCGACAGUGAAGACGAAGAACAACACCACGAACACCAACAAGAAGAUGAAGAAGCUACAAAUCAAGUACAAAUAAUAGACCCCGGUCAGGUUCGAUCCGAAAGUACGCCGGAUCGGGAUUGUCUGGACCGGUCUUUAAUUGGCAGUGGCAUGAAUCUAGCGGCCGCUUUGGCGGCGGAGAGACAUUACCGGGCGGCGGAGGGAAGUAACAACGCGAUGGGUCCCAGUAAUAAUGAGAAUGGGAAUGCGGGUUCUAGAACGGGGACAGCACCGGGGACGCCGUUGAGGGUGUCGUUGAUGCGACUGCUGGCGGAAUCGAACGGGUGUGAUGGGGAGGGGAAAGCGGGAGGAGGGGAGGGUGUGUUCGAGGGAGUUGUGGCUAAAUCGAGGCUCUUGUCCCCUCUGCAACCGUUCGAUCCUCGAGAUUCUCGAUAUUUUCUAGUGAAAAAUCACAAUCAUUCAUCACUGAUGAUGAUAAAAAUUGGAGCCUUGAUAUUCAGUUCAGAUCAUGUGGGACUUCUUUUGAUUGAUCUUUUAACAGUGAUGAAGGGUAAAUAA